Messenger RNA from Pundamilia nyererei, 1765 nucleotides. It is a transcript of the gene eps8l3a, whose product is annotated as EPS8 signaling adaptor L3a. Gene Ontology annotation, biological process: Rho protein signal transduction; regulation of Rho protein signal transduction; positive regulation of ruffle assembly. The transcript has 18 exons. Bases 37 to 1728 code for a protein of 563 amino acids. The record is from RefSeq and is a predicted model, not a curated record. Gene Ontology annotation, molecular function: actin binding. Gene Ontology annotation, cellular component: vesicle; ruffle membrane; plasma membrane. Lineage: Eukaryota; Metazoa; Chordata; Actinopteri; Cichliformes; Cichlidae.
UAUGCAGACUCACUCCAGUCCAAUGGUUAUUCCACGAUGGAUGAAGCGCCAUCACGGCUCUCAAAUAUGUCGAGGCCAAGUGCAAAAUCAAUUUACUUGCAGAGGCAGGAGUAUGCAGCAUCAAUAAACAAGAUGAUGGGCAACUUUCAGUGCAGGGUGGAGCACCUGUUCACCUGUGACCUGGACGGGAAGGACCUGAAAAACAUCACAGACUGUGUGGACCGUUUGAACCUGCUGGAGGAGAUGGGUCAUGUGUGGGGUCAGACCAUGCAAUUGGAGGUGCAAGGCACCAAAAUGAUACUCACAGACAUUGAAAACAAGGACGAGCUGGAGUCGAUGCCUCUCAGUGACAUCCAGGAGUUCACCGCUGUGCUGAACGCCGGGGUGUUUAACUCUCUGCUCACAGUGUCAAUCCAGGCCAGGAAAAAACGCAACCACACUGUCUUCAUGUUCCAGUGUGAUGAUGUCAGGGCCGACUAUGUUGAAAAACAUCUCUCACUAGCACUGGCACGCCAGGGACAGAAUUCAGGCAUCAAAAAUGAAGGAGUGAAACCUGCAGUAAUCCCUAAACCCAGCGAGCCAGAGCCUGCGGCUGAACCAGCGUGGCAGUGGAGUGAGCCUGACUAUGAAGACCAUUUGCACGAUCCUGAAAUGUUACUGCCUGAAGAUGAGGAGGAUGAUGAGGAGCCCUUCAUGCAUGAAGACGUACCUCGUUCAUACACGGAGCUGGACAGGAAUGUGGAUAUGUUGAAUCAUAUUUUAAGGGACAUCGAAAUCUUCAUGGGACAAUUAGCUGCAGCAGAAGCUAAAAAUGCAAAGAAGAAGAAGGGGGAGCUCAAUGGAAAGAUCAACAAUCCCAGUGCUCCUGAAUUUGUCCGCUCCUUUUUUGUCUCGUUAAAAUUCGUGGUGUCACACUGUCCUGAGGUUCUGCCGCCCAGCAUUAUUGCGCCGUUGCUGACGCCUCAGUGUAUCCGUCUCAUGAGUGAAGAGGCGUCCACGGAGGAGGACGAGCUGUGGCAGUCUCUGGGAGAUGCCUGGAACAUUCCCAGUACCCAGUGGCCAGAAGAUGAUGAGGACAUCCCAACCUACAACCCGCAGUUCUUCGAUGGCUGGCAGCCCCCUGAAGUCACUGCAGAACCUCCCCCCACUCCACCUCUGACCAGACAGAGGAGUGCACCCAAAUCUGUGGCCAGACCAAAGAGCCCACAACCUGCACCCAGUAAACCAGUGACCAGGCAGGAGGAUCGGCAACCUGCGCCCAGUCAGACGUAUGCCAGUUGGAAACCUACACGCUCAGUGGAGCCAAAACUGCGAGAAGUGCAUGUGAAGUCUGACUUCAUUUCAAGAAACCAAAGAGAGCUCACCGUGAGAAAAGGAGAAACAGUUCAGCUGCUGGACAAGUCCAAGCAGUGGUGGAAAGUGAGGAAUGACAGAGGGGAGGAAGGCUUUGUCCCCAGUAAUAUCCUGAGCGAUAAUGAUCACCAACCUGAUGAAGAGGAAAUUGUGGCCUCACCUGUCCUAACAAAGAGGUCCAAGCCUGCCGAAGUGAAAGCCUGGCUCGAAGACAAGGGCUUCAGUAAAAUCACUGUACGCUGUCUCGGUGUGGUGAGCGGCACUACGCUUCUGGGCAUGACCAGAGAGGAGCUGAAGGUGAUGUGUCCCGAGGAAGGAGGCCGAGUCUUCUUCCAGUUAAACGCAGUCAGGUCGCAGCUAGCCGCUUCCAGUUAAGUGAGACCAGUGACGGGACCUCAAAGGGGACAGAAGA